UAUGUGCGAGGCUAUAAGCUCGUCCGAAAUUUUCGUAACGUGGACACCUCCACAUCCUGACGGUGCCAACGGCAGGAUCGUCAGCUACAGAGUUCAUUACGAAAAAUCGGAGAAUAUAAAAGGUAUCGGAGUCUCCAGGAGUAUCAGUCAAAUCACUCCUUUAAGGAGUCUACUUCCCAGUCACCACGAACAAAAAUUCACGAACAGAGAAAUAAGUCCAAAUUUCAGACUCGACUUUGAACCAGAAGCACCACAUUCAGCCCCUGAACCUCCUGGCGAGGUGCUGGUGAACGACGGUCUCGAAACUCGCCUCACGUCCCUCAGGGCCUUCAGCAACUACAGCGUGACCGUAGCCGCCGCCACUGCUGUGGGAGUCGGAGUGCCCUCUACGCCCAUCAGUUGCGCCACAGCUGAAGGAGUGCCGACAGCUCCCACUGCCGUCAAAGUGGUCCUUAGUAGUAAGAGGAAAGCCAUUGUAUCGUGGCGACCUCCUGACUCUCCUCGGGGGCGCAUCACGCACUACGCGGUGCAGUGGCGCCCGGUGGUUGACAGUGGAGGGAACACACAAGAAGUUACAGUACCUGGCGACAGCCAGCACUGCGAACUCCUGGACCUGCCUUUCGAUGAGACUGUCCAGGUUGUGGUGCUAGGAUACACCAGAGUAGGAGCUGGUGCCGCUAGUCAACCAGCGAGCAUCGUUGUCUCAGAUACUAGUGAGUAG
Messenger RNA from Hyalella azteca, 721 nucleotides. Its product is annotated as Down syndrome cell adhesion molecule-like protein Dscam2. Bases 2 to 721 code for a protein of 239 amino acids. Gene Ontology annotation, cellular component: axon; plasma membrane. Gene Ontology annotation, molecular function: protein binding. Gene Ontology annotation, biological process: axon guidance; cell-cell adhesion. The record is from RefSeq and is a predicted model, not a curated record. The transcript has 4 exons. Lineage: Eukaryota; Metazoa; Arthropoda; Malacostraca; Amphipoda; Hyalellidae.